Messenger RNA from Centruroides sculpturatus (bark scorpion), 3578 nucleotides. RefSeq lists its product as uncharacterized. Lineage: Eukaryota; Metazoa; Arthropoda; Arachnida; Scorpiones; Buthidae. The transcript has 16 exons. Gene Ontology annotation, molecular function: oxidoreductase activity, acting on paired donors, with incorporation or reduction of molecular oxygen; monooxygenase activity; iron ion binding. The coding region runs from base 36 to 3014 and encodes 992 amino acids. The record is from RefSeq and is a predicted model, not a curated record.
GCUGUGACGAUAACGUCUAAAGUUUUAUCAUCACGAUGGAAAACUUUUGGGAUUAUUGUUUUGUUUCUUUUUCGGUUGUUGUUAUAUUAACGAUACUUAAUGUUUUAAAAAAUUAUUUCUCCAGGCCAAAAAAUUUUCCUCCGGGUCCUGCGGGCCUGCCUUUUCUAGGCUAUUUGCCUUUUCUUGGUAAAGAAGCGCAUUUAAAACUUCAUAAACUUUGCUCCAAAUACGGUCAGAUUUUCAGUGUUCUUCUUGGAAGCGAGAGAAUAGUAGUAUUAUCGAGUUAUGAUGUGAUGAAAGAAGCGUACAGUAAAUCAGCCUUACUUGGUCGUCCUCCAAUCACUUCUUUUGAUUUCAUUUUUAAACUUAGAGGUCUAGGAAUGUCCAGCGGAGAAGAAUGGGUCGAAAAUCGCCGAUUUGUCAUCGAAAACUUGAGAAUAUUCAAAGAAAGAUACGACGUUGCAAUUGAGGAAGAAAUACCGCUGCUGUUACGAGAAUUGGCUCAGAGUAAAGGUUAUCCAUUCAACUUCCACCAACUUAUAUUAUCCAGCACAAGCAAUGUUGUCUUCAAUUUUAUGGUGGGUGUAAGAUUCGAUUAUCAUCAUCCUACAAGGAAAAUUAUAAAUGAGUUUGGUGAAAUAAAUUCGAAAUAUGUGGGCAUGAUUUCUUAUAGUCUAUUUAUACCUUGGAUUAAAAUUAUGCAUCUUGUUUCUCUUGCAAUGAACGGUCCUUUAAGAAAAAAAAUGACAGCUGCUUUUGAAAAACUAGUUGAAAUAGUUAAAAAUGUUUUUACAGAAUACGAUAAUAAAAAUAUUAAGAAUAUUUCGGAAGCUUAUAUCUAUGAAAUAGAGAAAAGUAAAAAUAAUCCCGAAUCACCUUAUACAGUUCUAGGUUAUGUCGGUAAUAUGGUCACAAUAUUAGCAGCUGGGUUCGAUACUACAGCUGCAUCAUUAUCGUGGACCAUAUUAGCAUUAGCAACGUAUCCCAAAAUUCAGAGAAAAGUUCAAGAAGAAAUAGAUGCAAUUUUCGGUACCGAACACCCAGUUUGGGAGGAUAGAAUACGUUUACCUUAUACUCAAGCAGUUAUCAUGGAAAUACAAAGAUGGAGGACUAUACUACCCCUUUCUGGCUUAAGAUACGCAUUGUCAGAUUGCAAAAUUCGAGAAUAUACAAUACCUAAAGGAACAACUGUACUCCUAAAUAUUUGGAGCAUUCACAACGAUCCCUCGUACUGGGAUAAUCCGGAAGAAUUUGUACCGGAGAGAUUUCUAACAGAAGACGGUUCGAGCAUCAAGAAAUUGAAAUCUUUCUCUCCAUUUUCCUACGGUAAACGUUCUUGUCCGGCGGAAGGAAUCGCUUAUAAGGAAAUUUUCUUGUUUUUGACCUCGAUCCUUCAGAAGUUCGAAGUUGUUUGGCCAGAAUCGACACCACCGGAUUUAGGAGGAGUAACGGGAGGAGGAAUCGCUUUAAUGCCUAAACCUUAUCAGUUAACUUUUGUACCUCGGAAAAAAAUGAAUUUAGUGUCAAUGAUUGACACGAUAAUGUCUGCAGAUAUAUACUUUUUAGUUGUUUCCACUAUAUUUUUUGCAAUUUUAAUCAAAGUAUUUUGCAUAACUUCAACUAAACUUCCCCCAGGACCAAUUGGCCUUCCUAUUUUAGGCUAUCUUCCUUUUCUUAAGAAAGAAGCGUACGUGACUCUCAAUGAAUUCAAGAAGAAGUACGGCAAUAUUUUCAGUUUUUAUUUAGGAAGAAAAUUAGUAAUUGUGUUAGGAGAUUACGAUAUAGUGAAAGAGGUUCUUAGUCGAGAAGAAUUUCUAGGAAGACCAGAUAGACCUCCUAAUAAUCUUUUAGAUAACAUAAAAAGUUUCAGUGGAUCAACGGGAAAUGUAUGGCGUGAACAUCGACGAUUUGCCAUUCGAUCAUUCAGAAAUUUAGGAUACGGUAAAGCUAAAUUGGAAAAACAAAUUAAUGACGAAAUAGCGAUUUUGGUCAAGGAAGUAAAAAAAUUUCAUGGUCAACCUUGUGAUUUUCGAAGGUAUCUGCAAUCAAGCGUAUCGAAUAAUACAACAUUUUUAGUAUUUGGGAAAAGAUUCGAUUUUGAGGAUUCGACGAGAUAUUUCUUAGAUACCGAAUUAAGAACCAUAUCAGACUUUUUUCGUCCAACCAGUGUUCAUGCUUAUUUUACCUGGAUAAGACCAAUCCUUGCAUUCUUUCAUAUCUGGAACUAUGAUACUUUACAGAAUUCGUGUUACAAAUUAGAUCAAUUUCUACAAAGAGAAAUUGAAGAACAUAAAGCUACUCUUAAUGAAGAAAAGAUAAGAGACUACAUUGAUGAUUAUCUAGUUGAAAUGCAGGAAAGAGAGAAAAAUAGAUCCACGGUGCCUUUUUCCCUUAACAUGCUGAAAGGAAAUUGUGUAUCAUUGAUGACAGCUGGAAUCGAGCCAGUUUUAGCAUCGCUCGAAUGGUGCAUUGCAACAAUAGCAGUGUAUCGGGAUGUUCAAAAGAAAAUUCAAAAAGAACUGGAUACCGUAAUUGGAAGAAAUAGAUUCCCGGAAUGGGCAGAUCAUAUUAAUUUACCAUAUUGUAAUGCCACCAUUUGGGAAGUUCUAAGAUGGAAGACAAUAGUACCCAUCAGCAUGUUAAGAAGAACGACACAAAUAUCUACGGUCAGAGGUUACGUGAUACCUAAGGAUACCAUAAUUAUGACAAACAUAUGGGGAAUUCAUCACGAUCCGGACUAUUGGCACGAUCCUGAUGUAUUUCGUCCAGAAAGAUUUCUCUACGAUGAUGUCAAUUUAAACAAGAAGCCACCAUCUUUUAUCCCGUUUUCAUAUGGAAAAAGAUCUUGCCCAGGAGAGACUCUAGGCCAAAUCGAAGUUUUCUUAUAUUUCGCCACUCUUCUUCAUUGCUUCGAUAUUCGUCUUCCGAAAGAAACUGAUGGAAAAUUCGAUAAAACUAUCGGAAUUGCCGAAACGAUUAAAAAGUACAGUUUGUGCCUAAUCCCACGACAUUGAUUAUAAUUAGUGUCGUGAGAUACAAUAAAAAUUAUUAUUGUUUUAAAGCAAAAAUAUUAAUACGCAUAAAUACUGAUAUUGAAAUUUAUAAAUCUAAUUGAAUAUCUUCAUAAAUUCAUGUAUUUUAAGAAAUGUUAUAUAGGAAAUCUGACACAUGCAGUGUCCGAUAGUUAUUUGUUUAGUAUAAUAAAAAAAAUCCACGUGUACAAUUUUAUAAUUUUUUUAAAUUGUUUUUUAUUUUUAGAAUUUUGGGUAUAAUUGCACUUAGGUAGUCCCUAUAGCGACCGACGCAGCUACUUACUACACCGGCAUUUAAAUAAAAAGAAAAAAAUCUUUCACUCACCGUUGACAUCAUAUUUCUAAUUCCUUUUCUCCGAUUUCUUCGGUAAAAAAAAAAAACAUGGUUCGGAUGAUUAUUUCGUAAUUUCAUCCUUUUUUCAUGGUAGAAACUUUUUCCGCAUUCUUAUACACACAUCUACAUUCUUCCUUUUACGAUUUUCGGAUUUAUUGGUACUCACUUUCGGGGCCGAAGGUACAAUUUCUGGCUCUUUUCAUACUAAAACA